GUUCCACUAAAUUCGGUCUACUUAGUAUCAUUCAUUUGGUUGAACUUCGUGUAAACACUCUUCUCGUAAGGUUACAUUUAUGAACACGAUUAUUUGGCCAGUAGUUCAUUGACAACAGUUGUGCGAAGACGAACGAACAAUGGCCGCUGCAGGAAGUACGAGUGCCGGUACAAUUUUGCAGAAACUCGGUUUAAAGCCGAUCACGAAAUGUAGUCUUGUCAAAUUUUACGCUCCCGCUUUCGGCGUUGCUUCGUACACCGCAUUAUCUAUCAACGUGAUGAAUCCGAGUCUUGUCAUCAGGGUCUUUCCAAAAAAAGAUAUUACAAACUUCUUAUUGGGAAGUGCUCUUCUUGGCACUGGCUCUUACAUAUAUAGUCGUGAUCAUAUGAAAAGUGCUUCUACAAGUGUAAAAGUUUUGUAUAGUACUGCUGGUGCUGUAUUACUGAGCUUUGGAUCAGUGUUAGUAUGGGCUGUACUUCGAUCCAUUGUACCACCUAAUCCAACUCUAUGUACAGUAAUUGGUAUUAGUUCGGGGCUUGCAUUCAUCAAAGUUGGUUCCAGUUAUCUAAACUUUGUUGAUAGUCAGAUACCAAAAAAGUAGAUUGAAAUAAGUUUUGUGAUUGACAUAUGAUCAAUAUAUAUCAAAUGCAUCCAAACAAAAAAUUUGCAAUAAUAUAACGUAAAAUAGCAGAUUAUAUUGAAUUGAUAACAAAGAAAGAAAUUUACACACUAAGCAAGGAAUUCUUGAAAGUUUAUAAAUUUUUAUAUUUUCUAUGAUCUUUGUCCUAUAAAUGUCAGGAAAUAACAAGUCAAAUUAUGUUGAAAAUAAUCAUGAAUUGCUUUUAUUUUGUAUUUGUUAAUUAUUUGCAAGUUCUAACAAUUACACAGAGGACAUAUAAAAUAAAAAUUUAAAUAUCAUUAUUAAAAAUAUACCUCACAUUUUUUGUAUGUAUGAAAUUAUAAUUUAUAUGUUAAAAAAAAGAAUAGGAAAAAACGGAAGAAAAAUUUUGUUAACACGAACACAUUUUCCAAAACAUAUACCAUCUUUAUUCAAGUAAUUGAUUAGCAGUAGUAGUAGAAAUGUGCACAUUUUUUCAGCAGUUUUAAUAAAUGUUGUACUAGAAAAAAUUCAGAAGAUUUUAUAUUGUAAUAACUUAUGUAGUAUUUGGAAUCAGCGUAAGUAUAACAAAUAAAAAACAUGUUAUUGAGAAUUAGUUUCAAACCAGAACAAAGUGUGUAUGAUUUGCAAAAAUAUAUAUGCGUGCACUAUAACAGGAAAUUGUAUUAUUUAUACAAUAAAUUCUGUUAUAAAUUUGAAUUGGCACAAUUUGUCAACAUAUUUAUUUAUAAGAGAAAGGAAAAUCUUUUAGUUUAUUAUCAAAGCUUUUUUUAUUUUAUUAGUAAAUUUUGCAAUAUACAAAAUAUAUUUGUAUGACAAUGUGUGUACAUCUUACUUGUCGAAGGAUAACUGUAUGUACAAAUCAUGUUCAUAUACUAGCAUUCAUGCUAUAUUAUGUGAGUAAUGAUAAUAAAUAAAAAUCAACGUAAAGUAUUAAAAAUACACAUGAAAUUCGAGUGGUUCAUAUCUUAUCAUAUAGUCGCAAAUUUAAUUAUGCUAUAAGAAAUUUUGUAUUAUUAUUUAUUUUAUAUUGAAUGUAAAAUAUUAUGGAGAUGACAAAGCCAUGGAAAACUCUGACAGGUACAAUUAGUUAUUUAAAAGAUGUGAUACUUUAUUUUGUGUAUAUUUUUUCAAUUUAUUGCUUUGUGUACAUGUCGUGAAAAAUAUAAUUUAUGUUUAAAAAUUGAUUCUUUGAUUUGAGAAAAUGAUAUUUAUGCAUGUUACUGAAAUAUGUUUACAAAUCCUAGCGGUGUACCUGUCAUAUCACACUGAUAUGUAUACAAAUGAAAAAAUGAACAAGAAACGUGAUAUCGCAAAUAUUUAUAGAAUACAGUUUCUUAUGUUUUGAUGUUGAAAUCUUCCUCGUAUUAAUGAUGACGUACUAUCAUUCUUAAUGACAUGUAAUGUCAAUAAUCGCGUAGAAAAAAGACAAGUAUUAAUACAUACAAAAGUUGUAAAUAUUAAAAAUCAUAAAAACAGGAUUAAAGUUAUCACUUUCGGAAGAAUUGAUAUUUGACGGUAGCAAAAUAUAUCUCAUUUCAUUGCGAUGUUAUGUAAUACGCAUAUUAUAUGAGCAAGUUUUUAAAUAUUGGUAUAAACAGUUAAGAAAUACUCUCCCUUUCUUAAUCUAAUUAUGAUGUAAAAGAUAUCGGAUAUUCCAUACAGUUUAUAUUACAAUAAAAAAAAAGAAAAAAGAAAAAGGAGUAAGUAA
Molecule: messenger RNA, 2330 nt
Organism: Bombus huntii
Lineage: Eukaryota; Metazoa; Arthropoda; Insecta; Hymenoptera; Apidae
Exons: 3
Coding region: 140-601 (153 amino acids)
Source: RefSeq, a predicted model, not a curated record